AUGGUCUUAGAAAUUAUUUCUGCCAUGGCCUCAGAAGUGUAUCUCACUCCUAAUGACACAGUCGCCGUCUCCGAUGCCGUCCCCCAUUUAUCUAUGCCGCUUCCGCCCAAGCGCGUCGAGCAACCACCGCCAUCUUCUCCAGAGAAAAGGCUUCCAGUACCUCCACAAAUAAACACUCAGAGGGGAAUCCAAUUGUCCUCGGACAUGCUUCAGUUUCCGUCACAAGCGGACACUAGGAGUAGACCCUCCACCGUCCCUCUAGGAGCGCGGAAAGCGCUCGGCCGGAUUCUCAGGGAUCCACGGACGCUCUUCCACCUACUCUAUGUGUUGUCUUGGAGAGACUUUCACGCGCUUUCCAGUGCAUGCCGAGAUUUCAGGCAACAAUUGAGCCAUAAUUCUGCGCAUAGGGACGUCAUUCUUUGCCAUUUCGUGCCAGGUUAUCGCGAGGCCCUGCAGAUUGGUGACCUGCAGCACUAUCGCGAAGUCGAGGUGGAUUUCCAUGACCUCACUAUGCUUGUAAUGUCACAAUAUGUGCCGUUGCAUAAGUACCCAAUGCACUCGCUAUCUAUCCUGAACGCUCUCCAGCAGCCUGCAGGUAGUUCUCAGCUCUUCGCCCUAACUCAGAAAUAUGUCGCUUUGACUAAGGCCCAUUCGCGGUUCGUGCUACUCCUGCAGUCCCUUGUCCACAGCCCCUCUUCAGCGCCAACCCCCUCUUCGGACGAUGAAUCCGAUGAUGCCCUUGGGUUUCUUGCAUCCUCACAGCCAAGAACUGACUUCACUCAAUUUCCUGGUGUUCGUGAACUGGUGUUCCCUGCACCGUUGUCGUACUUCGGGCCCGAUCAGAACAGCGAUGUCCCUGCCAUGGAUGGUUUUCGUCAUGAUGGCGAGAGGGGACAUAGACGCCAUACUGCAGGCUCCUCGGUUUCCACCAUGCGAGCUGUCUCAUCGAGCCCUACACGGCCGACGGCAGAACGUCACCUCACGUACGGGCAUCUGUCGCAUGAAAAGCACAAAAGCCAUUCCCUCGUCCCGAUCCUUACUGGACAUCGUAGAUUACCGCCCCCUCCACCAUUAGCGGAUCCCCCAGCGCUCAAGUACUACUCAGACAGUUGGCGACGCUCACGGAUGACGUCGCAGACGGCACAACAGCGAUUAAGUGUCGUCUCGGAUGACCAGUGGAGGGCCGAGCUGAAGCACCCCGUACGACGCUUUGAAACCGUCAACAUUUCACGGGAAUCCUCGCUGUCGAAUUCCAGCCCCUCGAGCUCGUCGAAAUGCAAUACAGAAUCCAACACAGAAUCUACGGACAGCCGACCGUCGGUGCAGGAUAGCAGGGAGCCUCAGCCGUCGUCGUUUCCGAUGUCGGCAUUCGCCGUGCCGCGCGGCACGUCGCCGCACGAUCUCUUCCUUGCCACCUCUCGCACACGCGCGCCGGUCCUUCGCACGUUUGUUCCGUGUACUGAACUGGACGAACAUGCGAUCGCCGCCUGUGAAGAGCAGCUCCUGGACGCAGGUUUGUGGGAGCACCUCUCCGUGGGCGACAUCGUGUGCAAUUUUGGCUACGUUCCACCCCCAGAAAUAGACGACGCGACCCACCCGGGUGAAAACAGGCAGAAGUGGCUGCUGUUCGAUGGCUACAACCUCGUUCAGUACACUUCCCCAAGCCCACCACCACUGGAGAAUCCGUUAACGCUACCUUCGCCAUUCUACUACGCGCACAUCCUCCCACCAUUUUCCAACCCGGUUCAUAACCUCUCCCUACCGGCGCUACCGCGGAGUAUCGGCAAGCUGGGCUACAAUGAUCCGCACAUGCAGCUGACACUCGCCCACCUGCCCACGCGUGUGCGAAGCCCGAAGUCGCCCUCGGGAUUCGCGAUCGUAAGUAAAUACGUCUGGCUCGCCCGGCUGCCGUGCGUGGGUCCCAACAUCGGAAUACAGUCCGGUCUCAUACUAGGGACAGCGUGGCAGGGCGAAUGGAUGUUAGAGGGCGAGGGAACCCGAGAGGGUAAACAGAGUCUAUUAGACGCCCUGACCAACGAUCCGAGUGGCAGUGGGAUGACUCGGAGAGCACAGUGGGAGAUUGUGCGGGAUAAAUCUGGCGGUGGGCGGUUGUGGAUGAGGUUGUUGAUGUCGAACGUUGAUGAUAUCCCUUCCGGCUUAGAAGUGAGCCCUUCUGAACUUGUGACUGGUUCGUCAUGA
This is a messenger RNA of Sparassis crispa, 2199 nucleotides long. RefSeq lists its product with no specific name. Bases 1 to 2199 code for a protein of 732 amino acids. The record is from RefSeq and is a predicted model, not a curated record. The transcript has 3 exons. NCBI's taxonomy places the organism in Eukaryota, Fungi, Basidiomycota, Agaricomycetes, Polyporales, Sparassidaceae.